Didymodactylos carnosus is the source of this 678-nucleotide messenger RNA. NCBI's taxonomy places the organism in Eukaryota, Metazoa, Rotifera, Eurotatoria, Philodinida, Philodinidae. The record is from the annotation of a GenBank genome assembly.
AUGGCUGUGCAUCUUGAUACACUUGAAGCUGAACAACAUUGGGAUGAAGAGCCACAGUUGGACAUGAGCGAAAUUUAUACAGAGUCAUUUCUGACAAGCAAAAUUCUUGAAUUUCUUGUUGAAGAAAAGUCUACAACAGACUUAAUAGAAGAAUUGAAAAAGCAAAUAAACAGUAAUAAACUAUCCAUAAGCGAAAAAACUGAAACAUUAAUCGCAUUAAUCGCUUUAGGAGAUUUCGAUUUUGUAAUUGUUAUUACAAAGGAAGAAGAUGAAGCGUUUAUUAAAAACUUCAGAAAUAGAACCGAACAACUAAUCUCUACGUUCAAAGAACCAAUCGCAAGAUGGUCCUCAAAAAUUGCGGAAUAUUUACUUGAACCUCAUAAUAUCAUGAAAGUUAACCAAUCAAAAUACAACCUUCAGUUAAAAGAUUAUUGUAAGAUAUAUUUAUCUUUAAUGGCCAAUAGUGGAGGAUUACCAAUUGUCACUUACAUCUUGGCUGAAGCUGUGGAUAAUGUUGAAGCUAAGUAUAAACUAUGUGUAGAAUAUUUUGCCUGCAAGUUCACUCAUGCUUGUGAUUUAGAAAUUUUCAGGAGAAAAUCGGCGUUUGACCACAAGAACUUCAUACUUUCUCCUGGAUAUAUCGGUGUUCAUCCACAAGCACUUCAUGUUUUUCCCUGA